Messenger RNA from Cydia strobilella, 1591 nucleotides. Its product is annotated as pyridoxal phosphate homeostasis protein. NCBI's taxonomy places the organism in Eukaryota, Metazoa, Arthropoda, Insecta, Lepidoptera, Tortricidae. The transcript has 4 exons. The record is from RefSeq and is a predicted model, not a curated record. The coding region runs from base 91 to 870 and encodes 259 amino acids. Gene Ontology annotation, cellular component: intracellular anatomical structure. Gene Ontology annotation, molecular function: pyridoxal phosphate binding.
GAUAAGCAGUUGAUUAAGUUGAUAACAAGAAAGUACGUCGUCCCUAAAAAUAAAUAAAGUUAAUUAAUAAGUGACAGAAGCAAGACAAGAAUGUCUGCGUCUGCGUCGGAAGAUCAAGAAGUAGACGUAAUGUACGGAUUGCAAAAUGUUUUGACUAAAAUUCAGGCAGCAGUUGCCAGAAGGGCCAAAGAUUUACCUCAAAUAACACCAAGGCUGGUGGCUGUAUCAAAAAUAAAACCAGCGGCGCUAAUAGUCCAAGCUUACGAGGCUGGUCAGCGUCAUUUUGGCGAGAACUAUGUAAACGAGUUAGCAGAUAAGGCUAUUGAUCCUCUAAUUGUAGAAUCAUGCAAGGAUAUUAAAUGGCAUUUCAUAGGCCAUUUGCAAACCAACAAAAUCAACAAACUCCUUGGCUCACCAGGAUUGUUUAUGGUACAAACAAUGCACUCUGAGAAACUGGCUGAUAAUUUAAACAAACAGUGGCUUAAGUUCAGGAAAGGGGAUGAAAAGUUAAAAGUUAUGGUGCAAAUUAAUACAAGCGGAGAAGAAGCUAAAAAUGGAGUGCCACCAUCAGAAGCAACAAACCUGUCCCAGCAUGUUAUCAAUAAUUGCCCAAACCUAGAAUAUGUUGGACUUAUGACUAUAGGCCAGUAUGAUUAUGAUGUUUCUCAAGGUCCUAACCCAGAUUUUAUUACACUUGCAAAAUGCAGGGAAGAGGUGUGCAAAAAUUUGAACAUGGACAUUAAUAAUGUUGAAUUGUCUAUGGGGAUGUCCACAGAUUUUGAGCAUGCGAUUGAACUAGGAGCGACUACAAUCAGAGUUGGAUCAACAAUUUUUGGUGCAAGGCCGCCAAAACAAGCAAAAACAAACUAGAGCACAGAAAAGAUCUAUAUAUAUUAUAGUAGUUGAACUUUAGCGUAGCCUGUAAAUUUUGCUUAAUUUAUACAAAUAUGUAUGGGCUUCCAAUAAUAGACCGCGGGCCAGGAACAGAUUUUCAUGACCAAUCACCUCCCGGGCGAAAACUCGUAUAGUGGUUAACGGCUAUGUAUGAUGAACCCUCGUGAACGUCAGCUGCCGCUCCGUUGGUGGGUUGAGGAAUGGCAGGAAAUAAAGUUUAUAAAAAAAAAUGUUGUCAUCGCCUCCCGCUUGAUACUUUGUCAGAUGAUAGUUUAGAUGCUAUUGUGAAUAAACAAAAUCGUCAGCCGAUUGUAUCACUGUGAAAAGGCCGUCAGCUGGUCAAAUGAACAUGUAAAAAAGAAAAUUAUUUUCAGUCAUCGGCCUCAUCGCCUACCGUUUGAUACUUUGUCAGAUGAUAGUUUAGAUGCUAUUGUUAAUAAAACAAAUCGUCAGCCGGUUGUAUCGCGGUGGUAAGACCGUGUUACGCGUUUCGGCGGCUGCCAUUCCUCAACGGAGCGGCAGCUGACGUUCACGAGGGUUCAUCGUACAUGGCCGUUAACCGCUGUACGAGUUUUCGCCCGGGAGGCAAUGACUGACAAAAUUUGCGCCUGGCUCGCGGUCCAUAAGUGUCAUGACUGUUAUGAGUGAGUGGGAUUCUUACAGAAGAAGAAAUGCUAUUAGAGUACUAAAAAAAAAU